Drosophila busckii is the source of this 828-nucleotide messenger RNA. RefSeq lists its product as uncharacterized. The record is from RefSeq and is a predicted model, not a curated record. Lineage: Eukaryota; Metazoa; Arthropoda; Insecta; Diptera; Drosophilidae. The transcript has a single exon. The coding region runs from base 1 to 828 and encodes 275 amino acids.
AUGAUAUUUCUAAGGAAGCGAGACAAGGAGAAGGAGAAGGAGCGCCAGGAGCAGCUGAUACAGCAAAUUGAGUCCGGCAUGCAGCUGGAGCGGCAGGGCAAUGUCUACAUCUGGUGGCUGCCAACGAGCUUCUGUCAAUCCCGUCAUGGGCCCUACAAGCAAAACGGCAGCAACAGCUGCACACUCAUCUCGCUGCUGCUGGCGUCCGGCAUAGCCAAGCAGUACAGCUUUAGCAGCAGCCCAGCGCAGCUGCCCGAGCGCGCAUUUCUGCUGCUGGACGAGUGCAUCAAUGGGGGCAAUCUGGUGUCGCAUGAUCGCAUCAAAGCCAAUUUGAAUACGAGCAUACCGGAUGCGAUGUCAGCGCUGCGCUCGCAUCCGCAGACAGAUUUCGGGCUCGAGGAAUGGUUCUUUGUGCAGCUGCGCGUGGACGCGCGUAAUCAGCGCGAGCUGGCGCAGCAGGUCGCACGCGCCUGUCAUGCCACAGUGCAGUUCCUGAAACUGGGCGAGGGUUGGGCGGUGCCGUCGCAUCUCUUCGGCGCCAUGGUCAGCGAUGGACGCACUGUGAUACUCUCGCUGGAGCUGAGCAGCAACGUGGCCACGCUGAUGGAUACACAUAAGCAUGGCCAGAAGUCGGGCGCGCUGCUGGUGCAGUCAACGCUGGAGCAGCUGGAGGAGCUGAUGCUCUGGUUCAUCAUCAUGCAGCGUCAAAUCUUUGGCGGUCGUCCGUCCAUACUGGAGGUGUCGUUCAUCAGCUCCUUGCCGACCCUGGCGCUGCUCAUUCCGCCAACACUCAAGCAGAUGGCCAACAAGAUUUGCCCACCCAGUUAG